Messenger RNA from Cuculus canorus (common cuckoo), 8196 nucleotides. It is a transcript of the gene ATP13A3, whose product is annotated as ATPase 13A3. The coding region runs from base 355 to 4116 and encodes 1253 amino acids. The transcript has 34 exons. Lineage: Eukaryota; Metazoa; Chordata; Aves; Cuculiformes; Cuculidae. The record is from RefSeq and is a predicted model, not a curated record. Gene Ontology annotation, biological process: intracellular calcium ion homeostasis; polyamine transmembrane transport. Gene Ontology annotation, cellular component: late endosome membrane. Gene Ontology annotation, molecular function: ATP hydrolysis activity; ATPase-coupled monoatomic cation transmembrane transporter activity; polyamine transmembrane transporter activity.
CAGCGCGGCCGGCGCGUGUAGCGGGUUGGCGGCGGAUCCGGUCGCGCCUCACGCGGCAGCCGCGGGCGCGCGCCGGGCGGGCGGGGAGGGGCGGGGGACGAGCCGGUCCCGCUCCGGUCCCGGUCCCGCGCCCGCCCCGCCGGCAUGGGGCUCAGCUGAGGCCGCCGGUGAGUGCGGCGGCGCGGCAGGUGACUCAGCCGCUGUAUGUAUGAGGUUUGUCCACACACUGGCUCUUCAGACAGAUUAGCUACAUCUUUCUGCCAUCAGCUCCAUCUCAUCUGAAAGAAUUUCUAAUUUUACCUUUUAUUAAGGUCUUCCAUAUCUCAAGUUGAGAAGUUCCAUAUCAUACUAAACAUGGAGAAAGAAGAAAAGAAAUUUGUCAAUAAAGCAGAGGAGGAUGAGAUGGAGAUCUAUGGCUAUGACCUAUGUCGCUGGAAGUUGGUGCUAGUUACUGUAGGAGUGAUCUGUUCUGGUGGCUUUCUCCUCCUCCUCCUCUACUGGAUGCCUCAGUGGCGUGUGAAAGCAACAUGCAAAAGGACUACGCUUAAAGACUGUGAAGUGGUUCUGCUAAGAACAACCGAUGAAUUCAAGAUAUGGUUUUGUGCAAAGGUUCGUGUUAUGCCUUCUUUGGGAGCCAGUCCUUUACAGAAUCCUAACCCUAUCGUCCACAAGGUUUCAAAUGGCCAUGCUGUUCAUGUCUGUGAAUCUGCUGCAGAAAAUAAUAGAAAUUAUUUGAAAAAAUAUUUGCCUAUCCGUUAUUUCACACAUCACAGCGUGAAGUAUUUCUGGAAUGAUUCAGUUCAAAGUUUUGAUGUCGUGCGAGGUCUAGGUGAAUCUACGUUCUGUUCUUCAAUUCACAAUGAACACAGCGCAGGACUGACAAAGGGAAUGCAUGAUUACAGGAAAGCAUUCUAUGGAGUAAAUGAAAUUGCUGUGAAAGUGCCUUCCAUUUUUAAGCUUCUGAUUAAGGAGGUUCUCAACCCUUUCUACAUUUUUCAGUUGUUCAGUGUGAUAUUGUGGAUCACUGAUGAAUAUCACUACUAUGCAUUAGCAAUUGUGAUUAUGUCUGUAAUAUCCAUUGUUAGCUCGCUCUACACCAUUAGAAAGCAAUAUGUUAUGUUACACGACAUGGUAGCAGCUCACAGCAUUGUUAGGGUUUCUGUCUGCAGAGGAAACCAAGAAAUAGAAGAAAUCCUUUCCACCGACCUCGUGCCUGGAGAUAUCAUGUUGAUUCCAUCUAAUGGGACAAUUAUGCCCUGUGAUGCAGUACUUCUCAGCGGUACUUGCAUUGUAAAUGAAAGUAUGUUAACAGGUGAAAGCGUUCCUGUCACGAAGAUUAAUCUGCCAAAUCCUUCAGAAUAUCCGAAAGCAAUGGGAGACGAAAUAUACAGUCCAGAAGUGCAUAAACGACAUACUUUGUUCUGUGGAACCAAUGUCAUUCAAACACGUUUUUAUACUGGAGAACUGGUCAAAGCUCUAGUAGUGAGAACAGGCUUUAGUACAGCUAAAGGACAGCUUGUUCGUUCCAUACUAUACCCAAAGCCAACUGAUUUUAAACUCUACAGAGAUGCCUAUUUGUUUCUCCUCUCUCUGGUAGUGGUGGCAGGCAUUGGGUUUCUUUACACGGUUGUCAAUAGCAUCUUAAAUGAGGUUCCAGCUCAUACCAUCAUCAUCGAGUCUCUUGACAUUAUCACUAUCACGGUGCCUCCAGCACUCCCUGCUGCCAUGACUGCUGGCAUCGUUUAUGCACAAAGAAGGUUGAAAAAAAUAGGCAUCUUCUGCAUCAGCCCACAAAGGAUAAAUAUUUGUGGCCAGCUGAAUCUUGUGUGUUUUGAUAAGACUGGCACACUUACUGAGGAUGGCUUGGAUCUUUGGGGAAUUCAGCGGGUGGAAAAUGCUCGUUUCCUUUUGCCGGAAGAGAGGGCUUGCAGUGAGAGCUUGCUGAAGUCUGAGUUUGUUGCUUGCAUGGCAACUUGUCAUUCCCUUACAAAAAUUGAAGGGGUGCUUUCUGGGGAUCCACUUGAUUUGAAGAUGUUUGAAGCAAUAGGAUGGAUUUUAGAAGAAGCAACUGAAGAGGAAACAGCCCUUCAUAAUCGAAUCAUGCCAACAGUGGUUCGACCUUCAAAACAACUUUUCCCAGAAUCCAAGCAAGCAACAGAUCAAGAAAUGGAAUUGUUUGAGCUUUCGACCGGUUAUGAGAUUGGAAUUGUGCGCCAGUUUCCAUUUUCUUCAGUUUUGCAACGUAUGUGUGUAAUAGCGAGGGUUCUAGGGGAGAAAAGAAUGGAUGCUUACAUGAAAGGUGCCCCUGAAGUGAUUGCCAACUUGUGUAAGCAGGAAACAGUUCCUGUUGACUUUGAGCGUGUCCUGGAAGAAUACACUAAGCAGGGAUUCCGAGUUAUUGCCCUUGCUCACAGAAAAUUGGAGUCCAAGCUUACAUGGCACAAAGUCCAAACUAUUAAUAGAGAUGCUAUUGAAAGCAACAUGGAUUUUAUGGGGUUAAUUAUAAUGCAAAACAAGCUGAAGCAAGAAACCCCUGCUGUACUUGAAGAUUUGCAUAAAGCCAACAUUCGCACUGUCAUGGUUACAGGGGAUAACAUGUUAACUGCGAUCUCUGUGGCCAGAGACUGUGGAAUGAUUCUACCUCAGGAUAAGGUUAUUAUUGCUGAAGCACUACCUCCAAAGGAUGGGCAGGCUGCCAGGAUCAACUGGCAUUAUGCAGACACCCUCGCAAAAUGCACUAGUUCAUCACCAGCCAUAAACUCAGAGGAUAUUCCAGUUAAAUUGGUCCAUGAAAGCCUUGAGGAUCUCCAGAUGACCAAGUACCAUUUUGCAAUGAAUGGGAAGUCAUUUGCAGUGAUUUUGGAACAUUUUCAGGACCUGGUACCCAAGCUUGUGUUACAUGGCACUGUAUUUGCUCGCAUGGCGCCUGAUCAGAAAACUCAGUUGGUGGAAGCCUUACAGAAUGUAGAUUACUAUGUGGGCAUGUGUGGAGAUGGAGCAAAUGACUGUGGUGCGUUAAAGAGGGCACAUGGUGGUAUAUCUUUAUCUGAACUUGAGGCUUCUGUGGCAUCACCAUUCACUUCCAGGACACCUAGUAUUUCCUGCGUGCCAAAGCUGAUCAGGGAAGGCCGUGCUGCUUUAAUAACUUCCUUCUGUGUGUUUAAGUUCAUGGCAUUAUACAGCAUUAUCCAGUACAUCAGUGUUACUCUGCUGUAUUCCAUCCUGAGCAAUUUGGGAGAUUUCCAGUUUCUCUUCAUUGAUUUGGCAAUCAUUUUGGUGGUUGUCUUCACAAUGAGUCUGAACCCUGCUUGGAAGGAGCUUGUUGCGCGAAGGCCUCCAUCAGGUCUUAUCUCAGGUCCACUACUGUGUUCUGUUCUGUCUCAGAUCGUCAUCUGCCUUGCUUUCCAAACCUUUGGGUUUUUUUGGGUCAAACAGCAGUCCUGGUAUGAGCCUUGGACAACGGAAUCUGAUGCAUGUAAUGUAUUGGAUGCUACAAACACCAGCUCUGCGCACCAUGGGAAUGAGACUCUUCAUGAUGAACAUUACAUUAAAAAUUAUGAAAACACAACUCUGUUUUUUAUAUCCAGCUUUCAGUACCUCAUUGUGGCAAUUGUCUUUUCUAAAGGAAAGCCCUUUAGACAACCGUGCUACAAAAAUUUUCUGUUUGUUAUAUCUGUGAUAGUUCUUUACAUCUUCAUAUUUUUCAUCAUGUUGCAUCCUGUUGAAUCUAUUGACGCGUUUCUUGAGCUUGUGUGUGUGCCAUAUGAAUGGCGCCUAAGAAUUCUCGUCAUUGUUAUUCUCAAUGCAAUUGUGUCUGUGCUGACGGAGAAUAUCCUCCUUGAUAUGAUCCUUUGGAAGGUUGUGUUCAAUCGAGACAAACAAGGAGAAUAUCGCCUCACCAUACCCCAGCCGCCUCAGGAGGCUGUGGAUCGCUGUGGAGUCUGCUUCCUUUCUUCCCUGUUUGGUUGUAGAGAGAAGACACCAAAAGCCAAGUAUAUGCAUCUAGCUCAGGAACUGCUGGUUGAUCCAGAAUGGCCACCAAAAGCCAGAACAACAACAGAAGCAAAAGCACCAUCUCCAGAAAAUGGUUCAUAUCAAAUAAUCACUGUAACGUAACAGCGGAUGUUGGUGGCAUGUGUCUUUAGUAGUAUUCAGAAGAAUGUAAUUUCAACGCUUUAUUUGGGAUUGCAGUAUACUAAAUAUCAAAUUCUAAUGCAGAUAUCUCCAACUGUUUUGUCUCUCUGAAUACAAAUUUCAGAGCCAGACAUCUUAUGGCUAUACAUUUUAAAAAUGUAGGUUACCUUAGGCAGAACAAAAAUGAUUGUUUCCUUCUACCUUCUUUCAAAUUUCAUUAUUCCUGAAUGAGAUUUAUUUGAAGGUUUAAACUGCAGGGCAGUUAAAACAGGUUCACAUUAUUGGUCUGAAGCAUCUUAAUCAUUGUUCUAACCUGCUUACCCGGGCACGUGUUCAUGUUAGCCCUAUGAUGUAAUGAUUUCAUGGUAGUACUAGAGGCACAGAAUAACCUUGUUAUGCCUUUUUUUUUUAAUGUAUUCACUAUUGAAAAGCCUCGUGCCUCAGAACGGUUCUAAAGUUUUGGUGUGUGUACCUCUAAGUUUGUCCCUACUAGUAAGGAGUGUUUCCAGGUGUAGAGUUUGGAUUUUAAGUUUUAGUUGUUUAGUCUGCCACAGCAGGAAUUGGGAAUGUUAUAGAAGCAGUAUGCUCUGUCCUUAAGAAGAAAGCACAUUGCUUUCAAGUGGGUUCUUAGCCUCUUUUCUAGCUAACCCCAAGGAAGGGCUUCUUUGGCCUCCAGUGGAGAAGGAGGCAUUUGGCUACACUGUAAAGUUUUUGGAGAAGAAAGACUGGAGAAUCUUAACACUUUCUUUUGUCUCAUGUUUUGUUAUAUUUACCUAUGCAUUUCUCCAGAGACCUUGCUUUUUCCAGCAGAAGGGUUGGAUUAUCCCUUUGUGGACCAUGAUUUAUUUGUAAAUUUUAACAUGAUUUUCCUAUAUACCUUGAAGUAGUAAGGCCAGAGUUACUGCUGCAAGGGAAAUGGGGGUAGGAGGGAGGAUCACAUGCCCACGCUUGGGAUUUGUGCAUGUUAAGAACAUACGCAUUUCAAAGAGUCUGCCGAUGUCUUAAGCGCUAUAUGUAGCUGUAUGAAACAAAAUUAAGAGAACAUAGAUGAGCUAGAAUCUGUCUGGCUGCAGAACUAUAAGGCUUAUGUGGAUUUUAUUUAUUAAAUAAAAAAGAAAAGCUUGCAUCACCAAUAAUGCUGCUUAAAAACUUGGGGUAGUGAUACAUCAUUUUGACAUUAGACGGUGUCAAAACACACCAUCACUAGAAAAAUAGAUCUGCAAAGAUGUAGAGGGCACAGAUCAUCUUCAUGUGCAAAGCUUAAAAGUUUUCUUUGAAAAAAAACCCUCACAAAUUACUUCUCUCCAUCUUCAACUCGUUGAACUGCCAGAAAAGUCUUCUUUAUUGUCUUUGUAAGAUGAUAAAAAUAGCAACUUUUGCUCAGUCUGUUUUGAUCAGAUGCAACUGACGGGUUCGGAUACCUCCAAGCUUUGGAAAGGCAUCUGGGAUCUGUAGUGAUCCUUUAAAGGAGUUGUGGAAGGAGGGCAUGGAACUCCCCAGCCAGCUGGAGUUAGUGUGACUUGUGUGUAUUCUGAUGGAAUUCAAAGUGGUUUUUUUUUUUCAAAUUCCUGUGGAGACUAUUCCAUUCCAGCAUUGUUUAAGUAAGGGGAAUUUUUCAGAUCAGGCCUAGUUGCUUUGUGCUGUUCUGUAAGGCAGUAUGAGCAGUGUCUUCCGCUGCUCACGUUAGGGUUUUUGCAGUGUUGAAUGUGCUGUGCCAGUGGCGAGUUUAAAAGUGAAGCUAAAUGGUUUGGAAGACUUUUUCCUAGAACUUGGGUUUUAAGUUAUUAACACUUGCUCCUCAUAAAUAGUAUGUACGUGGUGUACUAUCCUCCAGUCCAGCUGUCAACUCUUUUCCUGGUAUUUUUUUUUGUUGUUGUUUUUGAGGGGGGGAGCAGGAGGAAGGAGGAAGUGGUUUUCUUAGCAUUUAUUCAACAGGGCAAUGUAAAAGUCUUGUUAUCCUGGCGUCUUAAGGUUAUAAACAUUGAGCAACGUUGAUAGCUUUUAAGGUGUCUGCAAUUGUGGACUUGGAUAAAUUUAUUAAUCAUGAACUUGAGUCAGUUGGCUAAUUUAUGUCAAUGUUGAUUUUACAAAAUCUUUGUAGCAUGGAACAAUUGAUGAAGAAUAAUUCUUAGCUGCGUAAGUAGUAUUCAAAUUGAAAGAAAAAUAAUAUUUCAGUUAAAAUGUUGUGAAGCUAUGCAUCUUGGACCUGGGAGCUGUGACUUAUCCUUAAAUGCAUAAGCUUUUGCUUUCUAUUUCAUUUUAGCUUCGUUCCAUCAGAAGUGAAAGAAAAUAUUUGUCUUUGCCUCUUAUGCCUUUGCUUAAUACUUUCUCUAAACUGAUAAUUUCUCUGGGUUUUUUUGGUUUCUGAAGCUGGUCUUUCGAUCUUAUUCUAGUUUUUUAGACUUGUCUAGAAAGUGAGGAGGAAACGGGUUAUUAAGGUGAGCUUGUCUUUUUGGAGAGCAUUUUAGGGAACUCUUACUAAAAUGGUAUUGCCAAGUGUCUCCACUUGAUUGACUAAUGGUCAUGAGCCCAUUAAACUUCAGUAUUUUGCAGACGGGAGCUAGUUUCCUCAAGGUAUGCGUUUAGAGUUAGUAAAUGCUCUUGAGGUUGCAUGCUUGAGCUCUGACCUAUUUGCUUCUGAUGCUUAGUCAAGAAUAAUAAAUCAGCUUUUCUGAGAACUCCUUCUUGUUGUUGCAAGAUCAGCCACAAAAUAAGCUUUUGCAUCUUCUGCAGUUAUUGGGAUUUAUGCCUUCCUGCCCAAGAGCUGAGUUUGGCCACCUAUAAGUUUUCUCAUUUUGAGCAGUUCAGUUUUUCUGGCUUUCAGAAAUGCAGCAAAUGAUCUGCCCUAGCGUAUUCAGUUUCUGCUUUUAAGUAAGAUGAAAUUCAGUUUGUUAUGAAAAGAAUCUCUUCUAAUAUUCAUCUUGAAGUCUAAAUUCAGGUGAACAGACCAUUUUAGUGAUCUCCACUAGAUACUCGGUAGACAUUUUCUUCCUGCUGUAUAUUUUGGCCUUACAUUGAGGAGUUUGAUUUAUUAUUAAAUUAUUUGUGUAUGCAGACUGUAUUUUACUUUGAUGUAUUAGGGUUUGUAAAUAUUACUGAUUUUUAAAUAUUAUUUAUGCACAUACUUAAAGGACUGGUCUACUCAGAAAAGCAAUUGCUAGAUAAUAAAUGUUACUUUUUAGAAAUAAAUGGCAAGAUCAUUAAAUUGUAUAUCCCUCAGGGUUAUUUUUUUAAAGUUUUUUUCCUCUUCCCUUCAGAUUUAAUUAGCAGUAACUCUAGUUUCAUGUACUAUAGAACUAAAUCUACUGUAAAGAAAAUGCUGCAAAUAAUGCUUGAGUAGAAGCAGCUAAAACACCCACAGAACUGACUGUCCAUAUUCAUCAUAACUUUAAAUUGGAAACUCUUACUGUUGCACUUUUAAAAAGUCGAAUUUUUAAUUCUAUUUAUUUUUUUGUUUCUUCAUGAGGGUUGUGCUGAACAGUCAUCCCAAAUUGGGUGAAUAAUCCUGUACUGUAUAUGUGCAUACAGUAUAAUGCUAAGCAGAAGUGGAGUCCUUUUUAUGCUGCAAAAUUUUAAUGCUUAUGUUGGUCAUCACAAAAUGAGAGAGCUCAAGUUCUUUAGGAUUUCUCCCAUGAAAUUCUGAAAUGUAAACUUAGGGUUUUGUAUGUCUGAGGGAAAGCUGUGGGGUUUUGACAAUUUUUAGAGUCUUGAAUAUUUUGAUUUUAUACAGUAAAACUUCAGGUUUUUAAAGCUAUUUUCAACAAACUGCAGCUUGUUUGAUAAUUAUGUGAACCAGAAACUACUCAGUUUGUCACGAAUUCCUCAAGCCUAACACAGAUUAAAAGGUUCAUCAUUACAGUGCUCUCUAGAAUCUCGGCUUCCUUUUAAUUUUGAAAUUGGAAAUGCUACUACAUCUUUAUAUUUAAAAUAUGUAUUGCUGCUCUAGAAUGGUACCCUGUUGUCAAGAGGCAUACAUAAAUAACUGUACAAUAGAAUUGUAAAUAGACUUGUAAAUCAUUUUUGUGACUGAAGCUCUUUGAAAAUAAAAUUAAAAUGAACAGA